Molecule: messenger RNA, 3813 nt
Organism: Phyllostomus discolor (pale spear-nosed bat)
Lineage: Eukaryota; Metazoa; Chordata; Mammalia; Chiroptera; Phyllostomidae
Gene: STAU1
Product: staufen double-stranded RNA binding protein 1
Exons: 16
Coding region: 296-2329 (677 amino acids)
Source: RefSeq, a predicted model, not a curated record
CGGCGCCCGCCUCUUUCGCGGCCACUCCGCCUCUUCCCUCCAGCCGUCCCUUCCUUCUUUCCUUCUUCCUUCCUUCCUUCUUCUCCUCGCCGCCGCCGCCCAGGACCGCCGGUCGGGAGACGAGCUCCGGGCAGCAGCCAGGAGUUUUCUAACCACAUAACCACUCAGAUCUGAACCAAAACAGCAUUGUUCCUGGAGCACCUCUUUUUAAGGUAGAACUUUAGACUUCAUAGCACUGAAUUAACCUGCACUGAAAGCUGUUUACCUGCAGUUAUUCACUUUUGUUGAAAGUGACAUGUCUCAAGUUCAAGUGCAAGUUCAGAACCCAUCUGCUGCUCUCUCAGGGAGCCAAAUACUGAACAAGAACCAGUCUCUUCUCUCACAGCCUUUGAUGAGUAUUCCUUCUACUACUAGCUCUCUGCCCUCUGAAAAUGCAGGUAGACCUAUUCAAAACUCUGCUUUACCCUCUGCAUCUAUUACAUCCACCAGUGCAGCUGCAGUUCCUUCUAGCAUGGCACACCCCAAAGAGAAAACCCCAAUGUGUCUUGUGAAUGAGUUAGCCCGUUUCAACAAGAUUCAGCCUGAGUAUAAGCUUUUGCGUGAGCAAGGUCCGGCUCACUGUAAGGUGUUUACAGUACAGCUAACACUUGGAGAUCAGCACUGGGAAGCUGAAGGAAGUAGUAUUAAAAAAGCCCAACACACAGCUGCUGCCAAAGCUUUGGAAGGAACAAAAUUUCCUAAACCCAUAGUCCGCCCUUUUCGUAGCGAAGGAAGGAAUCCAGACAGCAUAACCCCUACUGUAGAGCUAAAUGCACUGUGCAUGAAACUUGGAAAAAAACCAAUGUACAAACCCGUUGACCCUUACUCUCGGAUGCAGUCCACCUAUAACUACAACAUGAGAGGAGGUGCUUAUCCCCCAAGGUACUUUUACCCAUUUCCAGUACCACCCUUACUUUAUCAAGUUGAACUUUCUGUGGGAGGACAGCAAUUUAACGGGAAAGGAAAGACGAGACAGGCUGCGAAACACGAUGCUGCUGCGAAAGCUCUGAGGAUCCUGCAGAACGAGCCCCCGCCCGAGCGGCUGGAGGUGAAUGGAAGAGAAUCGGAAGAAGAAAAUCUCAAUAAAUCUGAAAUAAGUCAAGUGUUUGAGAUUGCACUUAGACGGAACUUGCCUGUGAAUUUUGAGUCUUUCCCUCCGCAACAGGUCGCCCGGGAGAGUGGCCCACCCCACAUGAAGAGCUUUGUGACCAGGGUGUCGGUUGGGGAGUUUGUGGGGGAAGGUGAAGGGAAGAGCAAGAAGAUUUCAAAGAAAAAUGCUGCUAUAGCUGUUCUUGAGGAGCUGAAGAAGUUACCACCCCUGCCUGCAGUUGAGCGGGUGAAGCCCCGAAUCAAAAAGAAAACCAAACCCAUAGUCAGGGUGCAGAGCGGCCCGGAGCACGGCCAGGCGAUGAACCCCAUCAGCAGACUCGCCCAGAUCCAGCAGGCCAAGAAGGACAAGGAGCCGGAGUACAUGCUGCUCACAGAGCGAGGCCUCCCACGCCGCAGGGAGUUUGUGAUGCAGGUGAAAGUGGGGAAGCACACCGCAGAGGGAACGGGCACCAAUAAGAAGGUGGCCAAGCGCAACGCGGCAGAGAACAUGCUGGAGAUUCUGGGUUUCAAGGUCCCACAAGCUCAGCCUGCCAAACCAGCCCUCAAAUCAGAGGACAAGACACCCAUAAAGAAACCAGGGGAUGGAAGAAAAGUAACCUUUUUUGAACCUGGCUCUGGGGAUGAAAAUGGGACUAGCAAUAAGGAGGAUGAAUUUAGGAUGCCUUAUCUCAGUCAUCAGCAACUGCCUGCUGGAAUUCUUCCCAUGGUGCCCGAGGUUGCCCAGGCUGUAGGAGUCAGUCAAGGACAUCACACCAAAGAUUUUACCAGGGCAGCUCCGAACCCUGCCAAGGCCACGGUAACUGCCAUGAUAGCCCGUGAAUUGUUGUAUGGGGGCACGUCGCCCACAGCCGAGACCAUUUUAAAGAAUAACAUCUCUUCAGGCCACGCACCCCAUGGACCUCUCACAAGACCCUCUGAGCAGUUGGACUACCUUUCCAGAGUCCAGGGAUUCCAGGUCGAAUACAAAGACUUCCCCAAAAACAACAAGAACGAAUUUGUAUCUCUUAUCAAUUGCUCCUCUCAGCCGCCUCUGAUCAGCCACGGUAUUGGAAAGGAUUUGGAGUCCUGCCACGACAUGGCUGCACUGAACAUUUUAAAGUUGCUGUCUGAGCUGGACCAACAGAGUACAGAGAUGCCAAGAACAGGAAACGGACCAAUGUCUGUGUGUGGGAGGUGCUGAACCCCUUCUGGUCAUGAACCGUUACAUAAACUUCCCAACAGAUACUGAAAAUCCUGGGACUGCUUUUGAAAAUUUGGAAUUUCUGAUACCUCGAGUGGGCCGAGAGACGUGAUGGGUAAAGAACUGGAGACAGCAGUGGUGACAGAGGCGGGAGGCUGAGGCUGCUCGAAUGUGCUGUGGUUUGUCCCCACACGGUGGCGGCAGCAGCUGCUGUGGGGGAGGGUGGGGCCUGCCAAGCAGCCCUUGCUCAGUUGCAAAACCAGCAGGUCCCUGCCCCCUGCACUUCAGUGCUUGGUUGUUUGUUUUUUUUUUUUUUUUUUUUUUGCUGUGUGGAAGAAGCAAGCAGAAAGCAGGACCCUUUCUCAGACCGGCUCACUAACACACUUUGGGACAAAUCCUGGACGCCCACGCCGGAGAGAGGCCUUAGACCAGCAGGCCCAGAGCUGCAAGCACCAGAGGAAAAUCAAAUGCUUCCUCCUCGGCGCGAGCUAACCCCCUAGCUUGCUACGGCUCCCCACCUCCCGUGGUACUCACCCGUCACCACUGCUUUCUCUUCCAGAAGAGAUGCAUAUUCUUAGUUUUAUUAUUUUCUUUGGAUUGAAAUGACACUAUAAAUUUUCAUUUGAGUUUCUCAAUUGUAUCUAGUUACAUAGCACAGUUUAGAAACUUAAGAGACUGACUAUCAGUAACUUAACCGGCAAAGAUUAAACCCCUUUCAUCCCAUCGGACUAACCCAGGACCGUUCCAGUGAUGCAGGGUGCGUGCCCUCGGUCUGGCUGGAGCAGUCCUGGACUUCUCAGAACCCUUGAUGAAGUCUCUCACAGGUGUACAAAUUGGACGAUUUAGGAAUUUUAAACUUUAAAUGAUCAUUUGGCUCCUUUUCUAUUUCAUUUUUGUUAAUGCAACACAACUUAAAUGAACUUUGCUCUGUUUUAAAGAUUAUUAAAAUCGUGUGUAUAUACAUAUGGCUCUUGAGGACACACAGCUUUCACUACACUACAGGUGUGAUCUCCAUGUAGUCCGUGCGGAACUGCAGGCUGGUGUUCCCGAGUGCUCCAUACUGUUGAUUGCAUCUCCAUGUAGGGCUGAAAAGAAUGACCUGCCUGUGUGUAUCUCUGAAACUGUUGCUUUUGGUGUUGUGUUACUGUGCACAGAAGUGUGUGCGGUAAGGUCCUGCCCAUGGUUCAGCUGGAAAGCACGGUAGCCUUGCGAGUUAAGUACUGCUUUGAUUCAUUGUUUACGCCGGAAUUUUUUGUCCCCAUGGAAUGUAAGUAAAACGUAGUGUUUGUCACCAAUAAAUGGUAAUACUAAAUUUUUUUGUUAAUUUAUUCUCAGAUGCCACUACUGCUGGGUUGGGUCCUCUCCCAACCUGCCCCCUGUCCUUUUUUUAAGAAAAGAAAAUUUGUAAUGCUUGUGAUUCCAUUUGGGCAAAAUUCUGAAGACCUGAAAUUUGUAUCUGUUGAUCAAUAAACAUCUAAUGCAUU